AUGAAAUGCUACUAUAAAGAAAGCUUAAUCUAAUUUGUUUAAAAAUAUAUAAACCUUAAAAAACUAUACUAAAAUUUAAGAAGAAAUUAUUAUACCUAAAUAAAAAAAUAAUUUAAAAAUACUUAAAAGGAAAAUCAUAAAACAACACAGACUCAAAAUUAACAUUAAAUAUCAAAAAUAAUUAUUAAGAAAUCUAAAGUUCAACAAUUUUUAUAAGGAAUUCAUCUAAAAAUAUUAUCUUUUAAUGAAAUUUGUGAAUAAAUUUAAAAUUUUUAUAAGUAUAAAAAUAAAAUCACAAAAAAAAGGGCAAUUCUUGUUAAUUAAACUUGCAUUUAUUAACCUAUAUAUAAAUAAAGAUCAACUAAAAUUGAUAAGCCUUAAAAUAACACUACUUCAAUUAACACUAAAUGA
Messenger RNA from Paramecium sonneborni, 411 nucleotides. The record is from the annotation of a GenBank genome assembly. Lineage: Eukaryota; Ciliophora; Oligohymenophorea; Peniculida; Parameciidae.